Messenger RNA from Physella acuta, 1490 nucleotides. Its product is annotated as ankyrin repeat domain-containing protein 50-like. Gene Ontology annotation, cellular component: BRCA1-A complex; BRCA1-BARD1 complex. NCBI's taxonomy places the organism in Eukaryota, Metazoa, Mollusca, Gastropoda, Physidae. Gene Ontology annotation, molecular function: protein binding; ubiquitin-protein transferase activity. The record is from RefSeq and is a predicted model, not a curated record. Gene Ontology annotation, biological process: protein K6-linked ubiquitination.
AUGACAAAAUCCUAGAACUCUUAUUGAAACAUGGAGCUGACAUUGAUAUCAUAAACAAGAGUGGCGGUGAUGCUGUAAUGAUUGCUUGUGAAAAAGGUCAUGAUAAAAUCAUUGAAUUACUUAUUAAAUACGGCGCUUCUUUAACUUUUGUUGACAUUGAAGGUAACAAUGCUUUAAUGAACGCAUGUAAAAGUGGACAUAUUCGUAUUGUUGAAUUGCUAAUACAAAGCGGAUGCGACUUACAUCAUUUAAAUAAAAAAGGUGAUAGUCCAUUAUUAUUCGCAAUUGUUUAUGGACAUGACAAAAUCCUAGAACUCUUAUUAAAACAUGGAGCUGACAUUGAUGUAAUAAACAACAGUGGCGGUUAUGCUGUAAUGAUUGCUUGUGAAAAAGGUCAUGAUAAAAUCAUUGAAUUACUUAUAAAAUACGGCGCUUCUUUAACUUUUUUUGACAUUGAAGGUAACAAUGCUUUAAUGAACGCAUGUAAAAGUGGACAUCUUCGUAUUGUUGAAUUGCUAAUACAAAGCGGAUGCGACUUAAAUCAUGUAAAUAAAAAAGGUGAUAGUGCUAUACUAAUAGCGUUCAAAAAAGGACAUGAUAACAUCUUAGAUUUGCUACUUAAAAAUAAUGUAGAUGUAAAACCGAGGGGGUUGGGCGCAGUAUUGGCUGCCUAUAAAAGAGGUAAUUAUAAAAAGAUUGAAUUACAAAGAGAAUAUAGUGCUUAUUUGGGCAAUACUAAUAUUGAUGAAAGUAAUAUUUUAAUGCGUGCCUCUAGAAAUGGUCACUUUGAAAUUAUUGACUAUCUUAUAAAAGCUGGAGUCGAUGUGAAUCAUCCUAAUACACUCGGAUAUUGCCCAUUAACUAUUGCAAUAGAACAUGGGUUUACACAAAUAGUCGAGUUAUUAAUAGAAAAUGGCGCAUAUUAUUAUAUAACCAAGGAAAUAACUGCACAGAAAUGUGAGGCAAAAACGGCUGCUCGUAAAAAAGUUUUGGCUAAAAAUAUUACUAUAAAAAAUUAUUCUAUCCUCAAGUCAGACCACCAUUUAGGCCAUUUAUUUCAACAGAAUCCUUUGGUUGUGUAUAGAAGGGAACGCAACCUUAGAGACCUUUUAGUUCGCAGCCGCCUGCCACCCACUACCAACACCGGUUUUGGCACCACUCCUUGUCCCCGUAAAUGCAAUACCUGUCAUUUCACCCUUCAGGUUGAAUCACUCCAGCUGUCGAAGGGAACCCUCAAAAUUAAAAAUCACUUCAACUGUGAGUCCCGCAACGUAGUUUACGUCAUCCAGUGCAGACGUUGCAACAUCUUUUAUAUCAGACAAACGGGGAAAAGAUUGUCUGACAGGGUUAGCCAACACCUGCGAUCAAUCAACAAUGAAGAUGGUCUUCCUGUGGCCAAACACUUCAACAAGAGUGGGCAUGACUUAAAAAAGGACUUUUGUGUCAAUGAUCAGCUUUUUAGCUACAUAUUUGAACAAGCUGCAUACUAA